Molecule: messenger RNA, 1062 nt
Organism: Tilletiaria anomala UBC 951
Lineage: Eukaryota; Fungi; Basidiomycota; Exobasidiomycetes; Georgefischeriales; Tilletiariaceae
Product: DUF300-domain-containing protein
Exons: 4
Biological process (GO): transport
Molecular function (GO): transporter activity
Source: RefSeq, a predicted model, not a curated record
AUGGUCGUCGCAUGCCCUUCGGACAACACCGAGGCGAUCGACCAGGAGAAGUUCUGGAACGGCGAAUGGGAUGCGCACAAAAUCGGCUGGAUCGUCUCCGGCGCCGCUGCUGCCGUGACAUGUUUGAUCUCUGCCUUCACCAUUUAUGGGCAUCUGCUGCAUUACAACAAGCCGCUCGAGCAGAGACAGAUCGUUCGCAUUUUGCUCUUUGCGCCCGUAUUCGCGGUGGUAUCGUUCUUCUCGUACCGAUUCUUCCGAGUGUACACGUACUAUGAGCUCGCAGAGGUCGUCUGGGAGGCGGUGGCAAUCGCUGCGUUCCUGAUGUUGCUCUUGCAGUACAUUGGCGAAAGCGUCGUCGCACAAGUCCAGGUCUUUGCCAAGAAGGACAAAAAGAAGCUGCCCAUGCCGCUCUGCUGCCUUCGGUAUCGCCCUUCCAAGGCCUAUUUCCUUUUCUUUCUCAAGUGGUCCGUCGUCCAGUACGUCAUCAUUCGGCCCGUGCUCUCCAUCACCGGUAUCGUCCUCGAGUACUAUCAUCUGCUCUGCAAUUCAUCCCUCUCUCCAAUGUACGGCCACGUUUACCUGCUCGCCAUCGACUUCGUCUCCAUCUCGAUUGCGCUGUACGCGCUCAUCGUUCUUUACGGUCUCGUGAACCAGGAACUCAGGGGCCGGAAACCACUAGCCAAGUUUGCGACUCUGAAGGUCGCUGUCUUCUUCACAUUCUAUCAAAGCUUUGUGUUUUCCCUCCUUGAGGACCAUGGUGUUAUCAAAGCAACCGAAUACUGGACCGCGACGAACGUCGCAAGCGGACUGAAUGCACUCUGCACCUCGCUCGAGAUGGUCAUCGUCGCAGGGUUGCAAGUCUGGGCCUUUCCAUGGACUGAGUACCGUGUCAAGAACAUUACUGAUGGCAGCGGAAGGAAACUGCACAAAAAGGGCCGGACCAAUGCGUUCAAAUCCCUGUUGCAUGCUCUCAAUUUCUCCGACUUCAUCAUUGAGCUAUGGCAUUCCCUCCGCUUUGUCUUCGAUCGUAUGCGAGGUAAAGAGUAUACGCGCCAGGAUGCG